This is a messenger RNA of Musa acuminata AAA Group (dessert banana), 1151 nucleotides long. RefSeq lists its product as uncharacterized. The coding region runs from base 25 to 1077 and encodes 350 amino acids. Gene Ontology annotation, molecular function: protein binding. NCBI's taxonomy places the organism in Eukaryota, Viridiplantae, Streptophyta, Magnoliopsida, Zingiberales, Musaceae. The record is from RefSeq and is a predicted model, not a curated record. The transcript is spliced from 2 exons.
CCUUCUUUUUAAGGGCGAACGCAGAUGCAUGCGUUCCAUCGACAAGCUCGAUUUCCACUUGCGAUGUACUCGUCAUCCACGAGCUCGACCUGUGCGUCCCUCGGCGUCGGUGAUCCGACGGGCCUGAGCGACGAUUUGUUGAUGGACAUCCUGGUACGGCUGCCCUUGAGGUCUUUGAUCCGAUGCAACAGCGUCUGCAGAUCCUGGCGUCGACUGAUCUCUGACGGUGGCGGCUACCUCCAGACACGGCUCCCCUUGAUCGCGUCCGCUAUCUUCUACCGCUGCGGUGUCGCCGAGAUCGACGACAAACCGAGCCUCGGCUCCACGCUUCACGUCGCGAACCCGACGACAAGAAGGUGGAUCGAGCUCCCGAAGCCCCGCAGGAGGAGCCAACUCUCAAUACUGGCCUUCGACCCGUGCCACUCUGCGGAGUACAGGGUCGUCUCCUUCACCGGCUGGCUAGCGCAGGGGGCGAAGAUAGAGGUAUUCGCGUCGCAUAGGAGGAGUUGGGUCGAGCACCAGGUGCAAUGGGGACUCCCCUCCGACGCCAUGUCCACCACCAUUCGCUACUUCGACGGCGUCCUCUACAUCCUCGCCUAUCCAGAUCAAGUCGUCGGGAUCGACCUCACCACCAUGGCCUGCCGCAAGAUCGAGUUGCCGGAGGCCACGAAGCAGGAAGGGCGCGUCGGCAGAUCCAGCGGCCGUCUUUGCUACUCCCACAGGGCUGGCGAUCAGCUAAAGAUUUGGGUGCUUGGAGAUCCCAAUGGGGGUGAUCACUGGCUGCUGAGACAUGUCAUCGGCACUCAAAAGCUGGUGCAACGGUGUCCUGAAACGAGCCGUUCCUCUAUCUUCUCUUCACUGCCAAUCAACCAGUUCAAGUUCCUGGGAUUCCAUCCACAGAGAGAGAUGAUCUACUUGUGGCUGCCGGGGAAGAUUGUAAGCUAUGAUCUAGGCAAGCGUUUGAUGGAGGAGGCUUAUGAGUUUGGGAAGGAGACGGAGGGAGCGUUCGUCGUCCAGCUUUGUCUGUACCCCUUCUCGAGCCACGUGUCGGACUGCGUAGCUGAUGUGAGGGUGUAGCAAGCAUCAGAGGGUGGUCGGUGGUGAAGACGUGAUUGGAACUUUCAUGAUUCGAAUAAAUGAUUUUUAUGUUA